Messenger RNA from Entrophospora sp. SA101, 1485 nucleotides. The record is from the annotation of a GenBank genome assembly. Lineage: Eukaryota; Fungi; Glomeromycota; Glomeromycetes; Entrophosporales; Entrophosporaceae.
AUGAAUACCGAAUUGAUCAAUGAUUUUGUUGGUAAAUAUAACCAAAUGAAGAGACAAUCGAAAUGGCAACUACCAUCAAAUAAAUAUGCUGAAGAUAUCAUUUUUGAAUAUGCCAAAAAUUUAAGUUAUGAGAGUCCAACUCAUAGUUUUAUUAUCGAUACCGAGAACAAGAAUAUAAAAGAAUUAUUUGAAGAUGAGGAUUGGUGUUAUAUAACAAGUCACAAUUUAUCAUCUAAUCCACAAAUUGAUGACGAUCUGAUGAAUCAUAUAUUUAAAUAUAGAAAGGUUGAAACUCAUCAAAUGCGAGAAGUUAUCAACUCAGGAUUAAAUAUUGUAUCUUAUGAUGCAAGAAAACACUAUAAUCAUCAUUACGUACAUCAGGUCUUCUCAAAUCUCCUUCCAAGAUAUGAGCUUCGUCAGAAAGACUUUACAAGUUCACAUAUAGAAGGUUGGUAUCUAACCAACAUCUGGAGUGUGAUAAUUGAUUUAUGUCUUGUAGAUAUUGAAGAAUUAGAAUUUAUCCGUGGUGAGGGAUGCUCGAGGGCUUCAAGUGAGAGAGAAAAUCGCGGUAGAGACAACACUAAUAUAAGAAUGCAGUUUGGAAGAAGAUGUGAUGGAAUAGGUAGGGUACUAGGAUCAAUUGAUGAAUUUGCAUUAAGUGAAGAAGGAAAAAAUUGGGAAGGAGAGACAGCUAGUAAAUAUUUGUUGGAUAGAGGCUUAAAGGCUCCAAAAAUCAUGAAAGACAUGAUUCAGCAAAAAAUUAAUAAAGUUGGAAUUGAUUUUGUAAAAAAAAAUCAUAUUGAAAUAAUUGGAUUUCACCAUGCUGUGUCCACUAUGUUACAAGCUCAACAUCUUAAAAUACAUGUCAUGGAUGUUCCAGCUGGUUAUGUUUGCAGACUUCGAAGUUCUUGCAGAACAAAAAUACCAUCAACUCUACUAGAAGUGGAUGAAUUAAUUACAAUGGUUAACGAAGUUUUAAUUGCAAAGGAUAAAGAAAUCUUAAAUAAAAUUAAUUUUGUAAGUGAUGAUGGUUUCAAAAAACAUUUAAGAGAAAGAACAAAUUUUCAGGAAGAAGAUUAUGAAUUUUUUGAUUCUCAAAAAUCAUCAAAAAAACCAAAAACCAAUAUUGAUUACUUUAAUAAAGAAUCAAUAUUUAGUGAUGAUUUGAGUGCAACAACAUUUGAUAGUUUUUUUCAAACAUACGAUUCAAAAGCACAUCAAAAAUACGAAAAGCUUGAAAAUAGAGACUUCAAAGGCUUUUCUAUACCUCAGGAUGAAAAGGAAACAAUUGCUAUUGAACUUCUAAUAAAUUUGAUGAACAAAAUCAAUGAUGACUUUACAAAAAGUCAUGUAUUAUCAUUUAAAAUUAUUGAAUCAAUAAAACAAUUUGGAUGGCAUGAUAUUGACCCAUUAGCAAACAUCUCUACAACAACUGCAUAUGAAAAAUUAAGACAAGUAACUACAAUUAUAUAUUUAUUUCAGUAA